UAUGCUAAUGAUGAAUGCGAUUUCGGAGAGGGCUUGGAGCUUGGCUACUGGUUGUUUCUCGCUAAUCACCAAAUGCUGGAUAAAAUUGCGCAUCGUUUGCUGUCUACUGCCUAUACCUUGUUGAAAAGGAAUGAGUACAAAGCGAUUCUCGAUGCUCAGAUGGCCCCAGGUAUUCGGAGAAGAACUGAACUCGAUAUGCGGAAGCUAAGAGAAACGAGUUAG
Molecule: messenger RNA, 222 nt
Organism: Strongylus vulgaris
Lineage: Eukaryota; Metazoa; Nematoda; Chromadorea; Rhabditida; Strongylidae
Source: the annotation of a GenBank genome assembly